AUGUUUUUUGUUUUGAUCAUAUUAAAUGCCGUACACGGUUUCAAAGUGCCUGGUAAUUGUGGUAUUGGACACUUUUAUGAACCAAGCUUGAUGGAUUGCCUGGCUUGUCCCGCUAAUGCAUCUCUGGUCACGUCAACCGAUGGGUUUGGGUGUUCCUGUUCGGAGCAUAGCGUUCCGAGCGGCAUAUCAAAAUGCAAACCAUGUAAUAUAACAGAAAUUGUCUCAAGCGAUGGGAAUUCUUGUGUUUCUCGUAGAUGCCAGAGUUCUGCCGGCCGUAUUGUUUGUAGGAAAUGUCCUAAUGAUUACAUUUCGGUGACUCAAAAUUUUGACGGAUCUCCCAUGAAGGAGGUUCAAUGUGUAAAAUGUGCCCGCCGUUAUAAAGCUGUAAACAAUCGUUGCGUUUGGUGUGAAGCGUGUUCUUGUAAGAAAUAUGAAAUAGUAGUUAAAGGAAAUUGUAUACCAAGGAAAUACGUUCUAGACAGACCUAAGUACUCGGAAAACAUAUUACAUCCAGACGAAGUUUUAGAAUUUAUAAAAUUGGAAUAUUUAUGUACUAAACAAGACUACCGUGCGUGUCGUAGUUUAGCGAGCGUCUGUGUCCGCAAUCAUUAUACUUACCAUCCAGCCGGUCCCUGUAGACUCUGGAUACAAAGUAAUUUGACCAGCUUUAAAGGUUUGCCAUUACUUACUACUGACGACUUCAAAAACAAUAAGGCAGAUUUAGCGUUGCCUCUUUCUAUGAAAACUUUAGACUUAACUCUGGCAACACAUACAUCCGGCGGAGGAUUUAAAAUUUUUCAGAACACUAACAAACUUUUUCAAAAAUGUUUACCCUCUAUGAAAAUUAAAAUAGGCGCUUAUUUUAGACGUGAAUGUGUAAGAAAUGUAUCAGAAGUGUUUUCCACGGACUAUGGUGAUAUUUUUGAGAUUUAUGUACAAUAUAAAGAAACACUUAAAUCCCUUCCAAUAGUCAUACGGAAGCCUAGCGGCUAUUACGUCGAUAGAAGGUCGUGGUCUUCUAAUAAGUUUAGAAAGUUUUUUUUAAUAAACAAAUUUCUUUCCACUACAACGAAUACAACGAGCACGGUGUACUUAAGAAAUAUACUUUUAAGUGUGAGAAUUGAUCGCGAUGUCUAUAGUGAAGGUGCUUUAAAAGUUCAGUUACUUCUAGAGAUUCAAUAUGCUUUAAAACAUCCAUCAUCCGAUACUAUCACAACAUCGAUGAUAGUGGAACAUCAAAUGCCUGACGCCGGGGUGACAACUAACUUGGAAAUAUCAGGAGCUGUGUUAUCAUCGAUCUUUGUGGUUUAUAGUUUAGUUCAAUGGCGAGGGGCCACGCGUCGUGGGGCAAAACACUUCAUAAUAGUGCCUUUAUUUUGUGGUUAUGUGGCCGAUGCUCUUUAUAUUGCAACGUUUAUUUCAUCUCUUCACGCUUUAUGCUCGGAAGCUGGGACUCUCAGUGUAACUCUCCCGCUCUCAAAAGAUGAAGAACAUCUGAUUAGAUCAAUGAUAUAUGCUGUUCUUAGUAUGAAGUUUCUUAAAGUUUUGUGGAUACAUUGGAAUCAGUGUCGUUGCGAAGUUAUAUUCAUAGAUUGGUCGCAAUACAAUCCAUUAGUACGAGCGCCAUCUAUUAAAGAGAAUUAUUGGAAAAUAGACUUGUUGGUUUCCGAACUGAUGAGUAUGCAGACGAAACGUCGAGUACCUCCCAGUUAUACAGUCACUAUUACAGUACUUGCUUUAUAUCUCCUGAACCAAUAUGAAUCUUACCCGUCAAACAGUCAAGGUUAUAAAUGGGUAAUGGCAACAUUGGUUUGGUGGAUCUUCUACUGUUGUGUCUCAUUGGUAUUUAUAUUAAAAGAAAAGUUUUUUACGCCGAACACAACUAGGUUGGGCAAGCUGUGCAUAAAUUUAGAAAUAUCACUGCUGGUGUUCCAAUAUGAAUAUUAUGCACAUUAUGUGAAUGGGCGUAAUGAUGAUUUGGAAAUGAGGUCAAUAUCGCAUACCCUGCCACAUUGUCGUCUUAUUUGUUCACCACACUUGAGGAACGCUUUCGUUAAACUGAAAAACUCCAGUGACUACAUUGACGGCCUCGCCAAUCAGACUGUUUUAUCUCAAUUCCUUGGAGCAUUUUUUGAAAGGGCCUUAGAUGGUCUCAGCUGGGUUGCUAAUGAGAGGACGGUUUUAGAACGUUUGUUGGACAUUGAACUCACAGAGCGUGAAGGCGGAAAUACUAGUAUUUUGCUUUACGACAAUAACGUAUCAAUACCGUCACUAUUUUCUACCACUUGGAUGGGUGAAGAAUGGAAUCUGGCAACAUUUGACGCUAUGGUAUUCGGUUGCAUUUUAAUAGCAUCAGAGCAAUAUCUUUUAGCUGCUUUACUGACUGCUGUCGUUUGGAGGAUAAAGAAAUGUAUGAGAAUGUUCUUUAGUUAUUGGACUUAUAAAGGAUAUUUUUACUAAGCCCCAAGUGGAAGAACCAUGAAAAUUAUUUCUGCCUAUUUUUUAUAUAACUGCUUAUUUUCGAGUGUUUUAAGUUCAAAAGAAGACUAUAAGGAAAACGUAGAUCUAAAAAAAGAUCACUCGGAUGUUAGUGGUCAAGACAUAAACGAUUCUCUAAUUUUAAGACCAAUUAUUUUAAAAACAUCUCUACCGCCACGACCAGAGACGUAUGGUCCUCUCUUUAAUUUUCUUAUAAAGGUAUGUGACGUCAUAUUAGAAGACUUCUCGGACUCUAGAAUUCCGAAUUUUAUGGAAAUAAUUGCAAAGAGUCUAAAAGGUUUUGGAUCGGGCUUUCUUAUGAAAAUGAUGAUUAGAAGAUUUGCCAAGGGUCUUCAUAUUUUAUCGGCUUAUAACGGUAAAAUUAUAAAGACAAAAGUUAAAAACUUUAAAAACAUUGUAUCAGAAAAUAAACCAAAGAGAAAAGAGUUAUUUAAAGCAUUGAACUCUCUUUAUAACGUAAGACAGGAUAUAAAAAUGGAUGUGUACAUUUAUAGAUUAAAAAAAUAUGGACGCAAAAUAAAACGUCAUAUCGGUAAACCGACGAGGGAUGUUUUUGAUAUGAUUUUCUAUACCAUUAGUAAAUUAAGUGAUGAUGUAAAAAAAGAUAUUCUAUUGAAAUUCAAUGAUGCUAUUACAGAAUAUAUUAAUAAAACAAAGCAUUAAUUGUUUUAAAUGUGAAGGAAAUCUGUUUACGACAAAUUUGUUUAUUAAAUGAACGGAAACAUUUGCCUUGUUCUCAUUUUGUAUUUCUUUUCCUCUAGCUAUUAAUUUUAUUUUAAAUUUUAUCUGGAAUAAAGAAGUCGUAUCAAUGUAAGAAAAUAAAGUUAUAACUAAUGAGUCUUACUCCAACAUAAUAUUUCGUCAAAAAUUAAGUGUAAUUAAUAUGUGUGUUAUCAAGGCCUUUUAAAUAAACUAUUAAAUAGUGAAACAUUAAAAUUACAUUUCAUACCGUGAAAUUUACUUUUAGUUUUUCUGCUGUUAUCAAUGUUGCCACAGUGAAAAUGUUUUUUGUAUUAAGUGUCUGUAUAAUAUUUUUAGUAAACCUAGACAUCGGUUGUUCGUUAAGUAUUUCGGGUCUUACAAAUGUAAAUAAACCCAACGAGCCAUUGUUGUUACUUUCUUUUAUGGAAAAGAAAUCUAAUGUAAGAUCGGAAGGUAUUUUCGAAAAUUUUAUACGUAGCCUUCUAGAUUUGCUCACUACAACAUUUCCUGAGAAAAGGUUAUCAAAGUUUUGUAGAACGCUAUAUAAAUACCUAAGUAAAGUAGAGAACAAAUAUGCUAGAAGGUUUGCACGACAUAUUCGGUUUAUUAGUAAAAUGUAUAGAGAAGAUUUAAAAAACGAAUUCCUUUUUUAUCGAGAUGAAUUUAACAAGCCAAAAGAACACAAGACAGCCUUCAUUAAGGCCAUGGAUGCAAUAUUUACUCUAAAAGAACACAUUUUAUUUCAAGAUUAUAUUUCCGAUUUAAAAGAUUAUGGUACAGACGAUAAACUAUUUAUUGACAGUGAAACGGACAAGGUCAUAAAUUAUGUUAUCAUGGGUAGGAUAUCGAAGACAAGUGCCAGAGAUCGGGAUAAAUUAGAAAAAAUGUUGAGAUCAGCUAUUGAGGAAUAUACACGAGAUAACGACAAAAGAAAAUAACAUUUUAUAUUUUUAUUUUUGUUGGCUUUUUUUAUUGACAUUAUUAAUUAAAGAUGUUAUCACAUUUUAUUUUAUUUUAAA
Messenger RNA from Danaus plexippus (monarch butterfly), 4220 nucleotides. RefSeq lists its product as uncharacterized. Bases 1 to 2460 code for a protein of 819 amino acids. Gene Ontology annotation, cellular component: ciliary transition zone; MKS complex. The transcript is spliced from 20 exons. Gene Ontology annotation, biological process: cilium assembly. NCBI's taxonomy places the organism in Eukaryota, Metazoa, Arthropoda, Insecta, Lepidoptera, Nymphalidae. The record is from RefSeq and is a predicted model, not a curated record.